CGUUUAUCCGUCGCCUUGUGACUCGCGUGUAUUUUCUUAACCGCGGAGUGUUUAAAUGCCGGCAGACUGACGCGUAAAAUUUUCGAAACCAAAAACUGAGAGUGGACAGCAUGGAGUCGAUAUCAGCGAAAAACGUUAACAAGCUCAUCGGUACCCACGAGCCGCCCAAACCCAUCACCAACGCUUCCAACAAGCGCCCCAACGACGUAAAACUGCAAGACAUCGAGGAACAAUUGGAGAAGGCCGAAAACAGGUGCAACACCUUGAAGAACCAGCUCGACUCGAUGAAGGAGCGAUACGGGGUCAGUAGAAGGUCGAAGGAGUCUAACGUCAUAGGAACGGAUACCAGCGGGGCAGCCGUAAGGACGAUCAACAACAUCCUGAACGGGAUCGCCAAGUCUGUGAACCGACUAUCCGAGAUCGCGACCCCCAGGCCCCAGGAUCUGGUACCCGCACCAACCAUCGACGUCCGUGUAUCGAAUCGUGAAGCAAGCAGGCAGCCAGAACCGGUGGCGAAUCGGAAAGCCAGGAGGAGGAAAUGUAGGGGACAGAAGACGACGUCGUCGCGUCAUCUGAUCACGAAACAGUCGGAGAAGAGGACCCAGAGCCUGGAACAAAGGUCGUCGGCAUUCUUGAGAAAACGCUACUUCAACAAGGCCCGGGGCGGCAAUCUCAUAGAGAUCUACCACAACGAGGCGGUGAAACACAGCGACUCGGAUGAGAGUCAUGCGAAGAAGUCGCGGCAAAGAGACGAAGUGCCGCCCCUCGAUGUGGCCGUCGACCAAGAGCGAUGCCGCUACGAGACCCCAGAAGCACCCCGUACGGUAGUCAGUUGUUAUUCGAGAAACUACGAACUGCCGACGGUUGCCUCGAGGAUGAAACAAGUGGCGAAAAGUUACCUGAGCACGCUCAACUUCAAGACAAUACCGUUCUGCGCAGCAAUUUCCACCACCCAAAGUCACAAUAUCGGGAUCAACAUUCAGCAGGUAAUGAACAUCAUCAAGAACCGGCAACCGAUCAACGGGAUAUCGCCUACGCUGGCCCACAACAUCGGCCUCGCUGCAGAGAAAAUGAAUAGCAAGCCGUUCUCGGCGUUGGUGUCGACUAUCAACUCGAAACUGGGGACUACCGCUUCACGAUGUCCGCUAUCCAGAACGUACCUAAACCUGCAGCAGCUGCAGGAGCAAGCGAAACACGUGCCACAGGACAUAAUAGACGAGGUCGACGAAGAAGAGAUCGAAUCACCCGAAAUGAACAUCAUAACCGUCACCGGCCCCUCUGGGGACAUGGAAAUCAAAAACAAGAAAGUGCCCAAUUGGAGCGUCGACAAGAACGCCUCAACGGAGCGGUGCACCUGCGUCGCUCAACCUUGCGUGGACCUACAGCGCCUGGCCGUGAAACAUCGAAGACUGAGUCACGCUAAUACGGUCAGCGACGCGUUGCAGGUUGCAGAACCGACAACCCUGAAGGGUGCCCACAUCAAGACGAGAGAAAAGAACCUGAAAGAAGUGCUGAGCAACCUGCACCGCGAUUUUGCCACUCUCAACAAUAAAUACGAGCAACUUGCGGCGAAGACGUCGCACCACGACACGUCCGGGGAGCUGGAGAAGCUCGAGGGGGAGCUGUCGAAAAAGGAGGAAGAGAUCACGAUGGUGAUGACGCUGUGCAAGGAGGUGAUGGCACUCAAACAGCAGAUCAAACAGCUGAAGGAAAAGCGGAGUCGGACCAGCGUGGUCGCGAGGUCGAAAUUUAAGGAAUACAAUAACCCGGAGGCGGCGUUUCACCUGACAAAACUCCUCAAACAGAUACAACGCUAUCAGAUGCGGUACAAGACGAAUUUUAGCGACGAAUAGAGUUCCGACGAUGUGUUUGCGAAUAAUAAAAGAAAGUUUUUCGCCCACCUGUGUAGCGAGUCAGCCACCUACGUGUGGACGUAGAAAUCGGAACGCACGCGUUUCCCAUUCAUAAUGGGGAUAAUUGUUACAUCUAGAGGCGGGCAAAUUAUAUGGGGCGACAACACGCCGGUUGUGUCAUCAAUGGUUCGCAGAUAGACGCCGACAAUUUAUGGCCUGGGACCUCACAGCACCAACCUUUUCAAUUACUGUUAUUUCGUAUUCGAAAAUGGAGGCAAAUUAUGGUCUUCUCUCCCCCCUCCCCCGAACAA
Cylas formicarius (sweet potato weevil) is the source of this 2164-nucleotide messenger RNA. RefSeq lists its product as uncharacterized. Bases 111 to 1853 code for a protein of 580 amino acids. The transcript is spliced from 7 exons. The record is from RefSeq and is a predicted model, not a curated record. NCBI's taxonomy places the organism in Eukaryota, Metazoa, Arthropoda, Insecta, Coleoptera, Brentidae.